AUGAAUGGUGAGGAUAGAGGUUGUACCGCGAUGAUAAAGAAAAAGGUGAAGAAACUAACAUAUCACACUGGUUUUGAGAUCGAAGAGAUCGAAACCAGUGGAGAGAGAUCGAGCUAUAGCUUGAUAUACCCUGCCGAUGCACCAUACACUCAAAUAAUUGCCCAACAAGGGGAGAGUAAGAAGCCAAAACGCCGUCGUAGUAAGAAGAACAAAGGAGGUGAAAACGGUGCCUCCGAUGCCAACAAGAAGAGGAAGCUUAGUGCGGAGCAAGUUAAUCUACUUGAGCAGAACUUCGGAAAUGAGCAUAAACUUGAGUCUGAGAGAAAAGACAGGCUCGCAUUGGAGCUUGGUUUGGACCCUCGACAAGUUGCAGUGUGGUUUCAAAACAGACGAGCUCGCUGGAAGAACAAAAAACUUGAAGAAGAGUACUCAAACCUUAAAAAAUCCCAUGAAGCCACCAUGCUCGAGAAAUGUCGCUUGGAGACUGAGGUUCUGAAGCUGAAAGAGCAACUUUCUGAGGCGGAGAAGGAGAUUCAGAGGCUGCUAGAAAGUGGUGAUAGGGUUCCAAGCAACAGUUCUAGCUCCUCACAGUCGCAAUCACAGUCUAUGGAGGCGGUGGACCCACCAUUCUUUGGGGAGUUUGGAGUUGAUGGUUAUGAUGACAAUGUAUUCUACGGGCCCGAGACUCACUACAUCAACGCCAUGGAAUGGAUUAAUCUGUAUAUGUAA
Messenger RNA from Sphenostylis stenocarpa, 729 nucleotides. The record is from the annotation of a GenBank genome assembly. NCBI's taxonomy places the organism in Eukaryota, Viridiplantae, Streptophyta, Magnoliopsida, Fabales, Fabaceae.